Gossypium arboreum is the source of this 1121-nucleotide messenger RNA. RefSeq lists its product as uncharacterized. The transcript is spliced from 3 exons. The record is from RefSeq and is a predicted model, not a curated record. Bases 412 to 975 code for a protein of 187 amino acids. Lineage: Eukaryota; Viridiplantae; Streptophyta; Magnoliopsida; Malvales; Malvaceae.
CUUAGGUGAUGUCUACCCCGAUUUGAUCUCAGUAUCCCUCGAUCAUAUGACAUCAAAAUUAAGAGAUUAAUCAAUUUUCAUGCAUUUGUAGAAGCUAAUUAACCCUUUAGACAGCAUUAAAGGUAGAUCUCCUUGGUCAUCUUCACCAUUUUUACCGGCUAAACCAUUUGGUUAGCCUCACCAAUUUAAGCAUCAGAGAUGGUUGCAAUGUAGAAACAGUAGCCUACCAGUUGAGCCCUACUAGAGUUAACAAAAUCUAAAAUAGGAUAAUACAAUGCAACCAAUAGAAAAAUUAUAUUUAUAUACAGAAAAAGAGGAAGAGCCUCUCCCUCUCUCAAUAUUAUCCCUUGGUUUUUACAUGCAUACAUUACAUUGGUUUCAAUUCCAAAUCCAAAAAAGAAAGAGAGAAAAAUGGAUCAGGUGUUGAACAAGGUAGGCACGAUGUGGGUGGGCCAUCAAGCCGACAAGCAACUCGGUUCCGUCGGCAACGAAAUCGACGUUGUGGCUCAUCAAUGCAUUUCUGUAUUUGUUUUUCUGCUCCAUAAUCAGCAAAUCUCCAGUAGUAUUGAAGGAGGAGCCAAAUGGUUGGUUAAUACAAUCAAAGGGAAAGUACAAAAGCCAUUACCAGAGCUGUUAAAGGAGUAUGAUUUGCCAAUAGGCAUCUUCCCUUGUGAUGCCACCAACUAUAAGUUAGAAGAAGAGACAGGGAAGCUUACUGUUCAUCUCCCAUCAAUAUGUGAAAUCGAAUACAGGGACUCAUCUGUUCUACGCUUCUUCACCACUGUGACUGGCCAUUUAGCGAAAGGAAAGCUCGCAGAUAUAGAUGGUAUGAAGACAAAAAUGAUAUUAUGGAUAAAAGUAUCAUGCAUCACUUCUGAUGGAUCAAAGCUGUAUGUCAGUGCUGGAAUAACCAAAACCAGGAACAGAGAUGCUUAUGAGGUUAAUAGGGAUGGUAUAGGUGUCGACAAGUUCUAGAUUUGUUAGAAGUAUGUCUAUGGGGAAAACCUAUGUAUUUGUUUUAACUCCUCUCUCAUAGCCCUUUGAACCUUUUGUGGUAAGGCUUUUUACUCUGUUCUAACAUUGAAGGUGGAAAUGUCAUGGCUCAUAUUAGUUGUGUGGAA